Molecule: messenger RNA, 1503 nt
Organism: Triplophysa dalaica
Lineage: Eukaryota; Metazoa; Chordata; Actinopteri; Cypriniformes; Nemacheilidae
Product: cerebellin-1-like
Exons: 4
Coding region: 576-1235 (219 amino acids)
Molecular function (GO): protein binding
Source: RefSeq, a predicted model, not a curated record
AUACACAAAUGUGCUGUUCACACAUCGCCACUUACUGGAAUUUGCAUGUAACGUUACUACUUAUAAUAAUGGAAAAUUGGAAGUACAGUUUUACCGUAAAGGUCCCGUUCACACAUGAUUGUUAACUGCAAUUUACCAGUAAACGCUGUAUGUGUGAAAGAGACUUCUGAUACAAGCCAAAGUGCAUUUAUUAACAGAUUACAAAUGCUGUGUACAGAGGGAAAUCGAGGAAAAAAAGACAUUUGCUGGCAAACAUUUUGUAAGUUUUAAAUGAGUUUACAGUAAAUUAAUAAUCGAUACCAGCCUUUACAUUAUUUUCCAAAAUAAACAUGAUCUAAAGUUCAUAUUUCUGUACUGAAGGCUGUUGAAGACCCGUUGAGUAAGAUUUUGAAUUCGCACAGAUUAAUUUCUACUUCUUCCAAAGUGACCACCAGAUGAUGAAUCUUCCUCUAAAUCUGGACUGGAUUAUCACAUCAUUUCAUUAAUAUUCAGGAAGCGAGCUGAAAGGUUUAGAUAGUGCCUUCCCUCUUUUCACAUCAUUCUGUUUCUCUAGUCUCUAGAACACACGGAACAAAAUGUUGAUGCUUGCGGCGGUUUUAAUGCUCGGCACAUGCUCCACACACGGGCAAGACUUACUUUCCCCACAAAUUAACAUUCUUAAUGAACUUGGCAAGAUAAAAACCUUGGAACAAACUAUGGAAACUGAGCUGGAAAGACUAAGGACAGAAAACAAAGCACAGGCCGACAUGUUGAAGUCCUUGUAUAAUGCAAUGAAUGACAAAGUGGAUGAACUAAUAAACCAAAAUGCAGCUUCAAAAGUGGCUUUCUCAGCAUCUCUUAUGAGCACUCACGUCCCACAACACAUUGGACCUGUAGUUGGUGAAUUUCACACCCUGGUUUACAGCCAUGUCUAUCUCAAUACUGGAAACGCCUAUGACUCCAACACAGGAAUCUUCACAGCACCAACCAGAGGAGUCUAUGCGUUCAGAGUCUUCUCCAAAGCCGGUGGACAUCCAGAGAAAGCUCUUACUGCAGGCCUGUUUAAAAAUGACCAGCAUAUAUUUUCCACACACGCAAAUCAACCCUCCGGCUUCAUCAGCUCUUCAAAUGGCGUUUCUCUGCUUCUAGAAAAAGGCGAUGAGGUCAAAGUAAAUCUCUAUCCGGGCACCUGGAUCUUUGACAACGGUGAACAUCAUCACAGCACAUUCAGUGGACACCUGCUUUUUCAAAUGUAGUUUAUUCAGAAUAUUCACCAUCACACAAAUUUGACAUGUAUAAUUACAUGCAAGAUAAAAUGCUCAUUAGCUAACCAUAGAAUAAUAUAGUAUCCAUUUCAAUGAAAUAAACACAUAUAUGCUCAUGUCAGAGCUGUGUUUAAGGCAACUGUAUCAUGUAGUGUUCAGUCAUGUAUAAAAUAAUACAAAUUAGGGAUGCACGAUAAAUUAUCGGCCAUAACGUUAUCGGCCAGUAUACUGUAUAAUAGCCAAUAAAUCGUAAAUCACU